AUAUGGUACAUUUAAUGCUAGAUAGAUAACAAUGAUGGAAAAUGAAAGAAACAACUCCUUGCUCAUUUGGUAAAACCAAGUGAAAUGUGUAUACUUUUGUAAAACUUUUUAUCGUAAUGAGUAUGUGGUGAAAUACAGAACAUGAUGCUUUUUAUGAUUAAUCAAUCAUUGAUACAGUAGAUGUCCAGAGCCCUUAAAAUGCCUGCCAAGAGACUAGAGUCAGAAACUUACUGCCAAUUCCAUGAAGAAAACUAGUGAUUGGAAGUUCUCCCAUGAAAUCCCAAGUGAUGUUACAGUUCACACUGGAGAUGCUUCUUUUUUAUUACACAAGUUUCCAUUGGUGUCAAAGUGUGGUUACAUAAGAAAAAUAUUAUCGAAUCCCACACAUUCUGAUCCUUUAGUAAUUGAAAUCCCUGAUGUCCCUGGAGGCCCUGAAGGAUUUGAACUCGCAGCAAAGUUUUGUUAUGGAAUAAACUUUGAAUUAUCAACAGAAAACAUUUCAAUAGUGAGAUGUGUUUCAGAGUUUCUUGAAAUGACAGAAGAUUAUGCAACUGGAAACCUUGUAACAAGAUCUGAAGCCUAUUUAGAUGAAAUAGCACUUAAAACAUUAGCUGGUGCUGUUACCGUUUUGCAAUCAUCAACAAAUUUGUUACCAAUGGCUGAAAAAGUUAAGUUAAUUACUCGGUGUAUUGAUACUAUUGCAUAUAUAGUAACCAGAGAAAGUGAGUUUUUCUCUUCUGGAAGCACUGGUGAUUUUUGUUUCUUCUUCAUCGAAUCUGAAAGGGGAUUUAAACAACAUGAACUUGGUCCGAUUCUAAUGCUUUAUGCCCAGAAAUGUCUUCAAGGUUUGGAGAUACAUGGAAAGAACAAGAAAAAAAUUGACUCGAAACAAGAACACGAAAAAAGGAUAGUUCUAGAAACAAUAGUAAGCUUCCUACCAAGAGAAAGAAACACAAUGUCGGUCAGUUUUCUUUCAAUGUUACUUCGGGCAGCCAUAUAUCUUGAAACAACAAUGGCAUGUAAGCUAGACUUGGAAAAACGAAUGGGCUUACAACUCGGGCAGGCAGUCUUGGAUGACAUACUUAUUCCAUCUUUUCAUUUUGAUGGUGACACAAUGUUUGAUGUUGAUACUGUCCAAAGAGUCAUGAUGAAUUAUCUUGAAUACGAAUUAGAAGCCAAAAAUAAUCAAGAAAAUGACAUGGAAAAAGUUGGAAAGUUAAUGGAAAGUUAUCUUGCUGAAAUUGCUUCAGAUAGGAAUUUAUUACUAUCAAAAUUUGUGGAUUUUGCUGAACAUAUUCCUGAACAAGCUAAGGUAUCAGAUGAUGGAAUGUAUAGAGCCAUUGAUAUUUACUUGAAGGUUCAUCCAACAUUAAGUGAUAUGGAAAGAAAGAAAGUUUGCAGCUUGAUGGACUGUGAAAAGCUUUCACGUGAAGCAUGUGCACAUGCUGCCCAAAAUGACAGGCUUCCUGUGCAAACUGUGUGUCAAGUUAUUUUCUAUGAACAACAACGGUUAAGAGACACCAUGGGUGGUGAUGGUCUAUUAGCGGUUGAACCCACCACCACCACCACCGCCUCCACCUCCACCACCAUCCCGGCUGCCACCGCCACGAACAAGCCAUUAUCCCAUGAGCUUUCAUGGCUGAAAAAAGAAAACCAGGACCUGAAAUUUGAGCUUUUAAAAAUGAAAAUGACGUUGAAAGAAGUGGAAAGAUUGUCUAGUGAGAAAUAUGUAGUCCGAAGCCCGAGUGUUCCUACUCGUUAUUCUGCUGAUCAUAAGCCACUGUUUCCUCGGAAAUCGUUUUUAAAUUCUGUAUCGAAAAAGUUAGGGAAGCUUAUGCCACUUCUACGCGUUGAUGGGAUUGUACCUUUGAGUACAAGAGGAAGGAAUAAACCAAGUAAAGACCGAAGACAUUCAAUGUCUUGAUUCGUUUGACAAGAGUAUUCUCGAUUACAUGCCUUUGAUAUAUUUGUGUGAUAUUUCUGUAAAGUUAGUACAUAUCAUUAAAAUAAGAGCAUUUACAACGGUGAGUUUAAUGACAGAAUUAAAUGAGG
Lactuca virosa is the source of this 2052-nucleotide messenger RNA. Lineage: Eukaryota; Viridiplantae; Streptophyta; Magnoliopsida; Asterales; Asteraceae. The record is from the annotation of a GenBank genome assembly.